GCUGGUACAGCGUGUUGAAUAAACAAUGGGACACCGUCUCACUCGGACAAAAACACAUCAAAGUCGGAUCAUAUCAUCCACCCAGCCCACAAUCGACAGCCCAUCCGCACGCCAGGGUGUCCCGUUUCAAACCGAGUGUGCUGUAACGACCUCGGGCGAGUGCGUCGCCGGCCUCUUUGGAGACUGCAACCUUGGCUGGAGCUGUACCCCGUGAGAACGGCGAAACAAACAAACACUGCAUGGUUGACCAAUUCGUCACCGGCACCAAUGUGCAGUGUCCGCAUAUGUUACGUGGCCUGGGCUGCUCUCUGGCGUGAGGGGGGACCACAGGGGCGGCCGCGGGCUGGCCGUCAUACGCUGAUGGCGAUAUGACGUCAACCGUGCGGCAGGGACCUUCGGCAGCAGCCGCAUCAGAGGAGCCAGUCGUCUUGCGCAACAACAGGAAGCCACCGCAGACUUGUUAUCUCGACAAGCGGCGAAAUGCUCCGAGCAGGACUGCGCUGCCCUGGACAGGCCACACGAGCUUGUCGAGGGUUCGUCUGCCUCACCCUUCCAUUUGUUUGUUGGGCAACGGCGAUGACGCAAGGCUAAGCAGCCCACCGGGGUCUCCUUUGCGCUCCAGCUCCAAUUUACCAACUGCCGAUGAGCAGACACCGCCCUGCUCUCUGUUUUUCCGCCCAGAAACCACCGUUUCCAGACACCUAGCGUCCCCACACACUCCCACCCCCAGACGUGCGUUCCCGCAGCACCCAUCGAUCAUGGCAAUCUCGGCGUCGUAUAAAGGCCAGCGCUCUCAUCGCCGACAGAGCCUCUCCGGGAUCACCUCGGACAAGGAGGCCAAUGCGCUGAGAUUCAGUGCGUACAGCUGCUCAGAAAGCACCUCGGCCGCAUACAAUCGCUCGCCGCUUGGCCCAGCGGCGUCGUCGCAAUGGGCCUCAUCCUUUCGCUCGAGCUGGGCGGCGGCCGAUCCCGAUGAAGUAGACCGCCCCGCGAGCCUCUCUCGAUACAAGCACAGGCCCAAGUCGAUCCACUGCAUCACUUCCGGUUCACGGCGGCCCUCAUUGGGCUCGCUGGCAACAUCGUCGAGACAAAUGAUCCUCCGAUCGGGUUCAGACAACCAGCUGGACGCCGACCAGCAGCUGCCGCCUUCCAAGGCGCCCUCGAACGGAGGUAGCGUGGGGUUCCCGAUGUUGCUCCACUCUCGAGGAGCCACCUCCUCCCGAUGGAGCCUCUUCAGCCGUCUCAGCAGCGGCCACCGGACGAUCGCCAGCUCGUCGUCGUCCUCUCGCCGGUCCCGAGUUUGCCGCUAUGUCCUCGAGGUCCAUCGGAUGCUACUGGACCAAGGCAUGUCCCCGACCGAGUCGGUCAACUUUAUGGAGCGAUUCAACUUUGUCCCUGACUCGGGAAUCAAGCCCACCAUUGACUUUGAGCAGCAGCGCCUGUCGGACGUCAUCUUCGACAUCGAGCUGUGCUGGAACAAGAUGCAGCAGCACUUUCCCACGGACCAGCAGCUCAGCCGCAACCAGAUCUUUUGCGUCUACGAAGUCAUCAUCAUGCGAGAGCUCGAGGGGGUUUCGCCAGAGACCCGAAGUCGUUUCCUCUCAGGUUCACCCCAGGACAAUGCAUCUCUCCAGAGAACCUCGGACCGCCGGCCUAGCCUCUCGUCGUUUGCUUUCUCGGCCUAUGCCUCCAGCGCGACCCUGUCGGACCGGAUUUUCGACGACAUCGGCGUCUCAGGCCGAUGCGCCGACCAGUCCACCCACUCGGCCACCUCGAGCCGACACGAGUCACGAAGCAUCAGCGAGAAGGAGGCUGCUAUCUCGCCAUCGUCGGGCCGAGGACAGUCUUCCCGCACGCUGCUGCUGCAGUCGCAGUCACAGCCUCAGCUGCUCAACGGACGACAGAGCCAAUACCAAGAGGCCAAGUCUCUGUUUGGGUGCCUGACCUCGCUGCGGAGCCGCUCGUCCGCAUCAGGAACCUUGGUCGCUGACGCUUCGUCGUCGGCCCGCUGUGAGAAGCCCAAGCUGCUCGCGCUCGAUGAACCAGGUGGCCGUCAGCUGCGACGAAGCGACACCCACCUGUUUCUUUGGUCCCAGAGCAUCGGGACCUGCCGCGCCUUCUUCACUGUUGCAUCGCCAGCGGACAUCCAUGGCCCUUGGCGACUCGAUCGGCCGCAGUUCUCUCGCAGUCGAGAACAAGCAGGGCCAAGACCAAGUUCAAGACCAGGAUCAGGAUCAGGAUCAGGAUCAGGACCAGGAUCAGGACCAGGACCAGGACCAGGACCAGGACCAGGACCAGGACCAGGACCAAGACCAAGACCAAGAGUCGGCCCGCAACGGCGUUCUGUCGCCCAAGACAGGCCCCAAAAUGCUGCAGAGGCUCAUCCGGUGUCUCCAAGGAUGUCUCGGGAGACAUCACUUGGAUUCCAAGGAGUGAGCCAAACGCAGAGCCAUGGCAGACCGAGUGGGAAUGCGUGCUGAACGCAGCAACCCAGCCAAUGUACUACCCGUCCCCCCUCCCAAAAUGUGUGUGUGAAUGACUCCCUAUACCCAACUAGAUUGAUCCAGUACAUCGUUUAGAGCAUUCAUGCAAUAAAAAAGGCAAACAGAAGUGUCUUGCUUCUGCAGUGCUCGCAAAGUGAAA
Messenger RNA from Polychytrium aggregatum, 2643 nucleotides. RefSeq lists its product as uncharacterized. The annotation marks the transcript as partial. The record is from RefSeq and is a predicted model, not a curated record. NCBI's taxonomy places the organism in Eukaryota, Fungi, Chytridiomycota, Chytridiomycetes, Polychytriales. The transcript has 3 exons.